CAAGUUGUUCUUGCGGCGAAGGAGGACGAUCAUAAAAACACAAAAUUUAAUACCUGCUUUAGAUGUAGGGAUAGUGUCGUUUCGAGCCUUAUUUUUUUACUGCACAAAAAGGAAUAAUUCGAUUUCGGAGAUUUGGAGUAAUAUUCCCGGUUCCCGGUGGUCAAUUGCGGUCAGGAAAGUCAGUUCAGUUCGGGAUCGGAAAUCGGCCCCACAAUCACAACGAAGGAGCGCUCUGAGUCAGGAUCGGAUUUGUCGUCGUCGUCUUCGUCGUGAACCAGUUUUAUGGGUUGUUUUGCUGGAGUGCGCUAGGUGCCGCUAGCCAGAAGAUUACCCGAAGAAAUUCCUCAGGGUUGUGUACGGUAGUUUUGUUGGUUUGCGGGAAUGCUAAAUUGAUGGUGAAGAAUCGGUGGUUCUUGAUAGUGGCACAAUAACGUAACGAAUCCAUCAGUCGUCAUUACCAGAAAGUGCUGGUGGUUAUUAUCUCGCAUUGCUUUGGUAGAGAACGGGAACAUCAUCAUCAUCAGUAGCAACAGCAGCAGCAGCAAGCAGUCAGUCGUAUCAAUUUAAAUAUAAAGAAUGUUGCAGAGUUGUAAUUUUUAAAUAUCAGUGUUACAGUGUUCGUGAGAGUGUGUCGCUACUAAUGAUGCAGUGAACUAGUUAGUGUUCAGCGGGUUUGUUUAGAAUUGGUGGGCAGCGAGUUAGAAUGAUGGUCCUGUGGUGAGAGAAGAAGUGGUUAUCAGUGGAACGUGAAGCUCUAGGAACGAUGAUCUUUACCGGAGGACCUUACUAAAGUGAUUCGUCAUCCUGGCCAGAAUGGACGGCUCUAGAGGGCAUUUUCUUAAUCGACACGAAAUGGCACGCGACUCCACAAUGGGACGCGAGCGGGUGCUGGUUGUACCCAAUACCGGUAUUGCGCUGGACACGCCCUCCACAUCACAACAAACGGCUGGACCGACCGACAUCAACCAACAGAUUUUGGAGCUUCGCAAAGAGCAGGAACUCCAGAAGCAAAAACUAUGGCAUGCCUUCCAGGAGAAGAACAAGGAACUGGAGAUGCAGCACCGACAACAGCUGGAACACAAGUUUCAGGUAGUUUCCGAAUUGCGCGAUCAGCGCCUGGCGGAGGAAGCCGCCCAGCAGCGGGAACGCCGCGAACGGGAAGCGAUGAAGCGCAAAGAGAAGCAGGACUUCAGCGCCAACGCCAGCUCCGAGGUCAAGCAGAAGCUGCAGACCUUCCUCAUCCAGAAGAAGCAAGCGGCCGCCUCCAAUGGCAUGAACUCGCCCUCGUCCUAUCGAAAUUGGGGCGUCGUGAAAUCCUCCUCUGGCGAGUCGAUACCGGCCGGAGCCGUGGCGGCCAGUUCGCACCCGUACAAAAUCCCUCCGCCACCGCCGUCGUCGAUGGCCAAGUACGAUUCGGACUUUCCACUGCGGAAGACAGCCUCCGAGUCCAAUCUGCUGAAGAUCCGCAUCAAGCAACGGGUAAUCGAAAAACGUGCCAUGACCGGACCGCUGGCCGCCCGUCGGCAGGAACGACUCCAGCAGGCCGCCCAGAGGAGAAUGCAGAAGCAGUCGUCGGGGCACUCGCCAUCCUCCUCCGGCCAGCACGGCGCUCCGCAUCUUCCCGGACAACCGCCGACGCAUCCGCACCUCUCGACGCUGGCUGCCCAACAUCCUGCAAAUUGCGCCGGCGGAACGCCCGACUCCGGUCCGAAUUCGCCACCUGCCCUGGGCAGUCGAGGUUCUCCGUCGAAUGCACCGAUCCAGGAAGAGAACGAAGACCCACAGUACGGACCGGGUGGUCGGUCCAGUAUCAACGACCUGUCCCUGUUCAGCUCGCCCUCGAUGCCGAACAUUUCUCUUGGACGGCCGCAUCUGGGCGAUGCGCACUCUGCUAAUCAUAUUGCAAUGCUACCGCUGAGACCUCACCAGAUGGUGGCCGCCGGUCAGCCACCUCCACUAUCGCACCACCCGCCGCCAUCGUUCGCCCAGCACCAGGCGAUGUUGGAUCAGUUGACGGAGCAGCAGCUGCAGGCGGCUGCUGCGGCGGCCGCAGCGGCAGCAGCUGCCGCUGCCGCCAGUGGUCUAUCGAUAAAUCCGACCCACCUCGGUGGGAUUCACGCAGGCGUUCCCUCGGUUUACGGACACCCCAUUACCGAUGCCCAGGUGGCACAGGCACGACUGCACAAGCAAGGCCAUCGACCGCUCGGUCGAACACAAUCCGCUCCUCUUCCCCUCGGUCAUCCCAUGCUAACCGGAACCGGUGGCAGCGUCGUCAACAUCGGGCAAACUCACUACGAAAACAGUGACGCCGAACGCCAAGCUUACGAGCAGCACCUGUUGAUGAAGCAGAAGAUACGUCAGACGGCGCUUAACCGGGCCAACUGCGUCCGGGAACCGCAACUCAAGGAGGAAGUCGAAUCCGGCGAGGUGAUCGACCUCACCGACAAGAAGCAACCUCCGAAAACCACAGUCAUAACCUCAAACAGCGUUAUCAAGAGCACCUCCCAUACCACUCUGCUGCGGGAUCCGGUGGAAAGCUUACAACAGCAGCAGCACGUCGAGUUCCUCCAGGCUCAGGCCUUGAUGCGACACUCGAUGCAGAUCGGUAUGCUUGAAGAUCCCUACAACCGGUCGUUGUUGCGACCACUCUCCCGAACCUCAUCCUCGCCGCUGGUACAUCUGGGAACUCCGGCCAGCAGUAAUCAUCCGGUUGCUCUCUCUGAUACCGGCCAAGACGACAUUCCACCUCCCGUGAACCUCACGAUCCAGAACCGGAGUCGUUCGAUGCUCAGCUAUACCAACGAGGGACUGGCAAGCAGUCCCGGACCGCUCCAGUUAACCACCUCUUCCUCGGCUUCCGCCAUUCCCAUCCGGUUGGUUCAGCAGAAUGGGAAACCCACCACGGGUUUAGCCUUUGACAGUCUCAUGCUGAAGCAUUCCUGCGUCUGCGGAGACAACGCUGCACAUCCGGAGCAUAGCGGCCGACUGCAGAGCAUUUGGGCACGGCUGAUGGAGACGGGUCUAGCUGCACGGUGCGAUAAGCUUCGCUCUCGGAAGGCCACCCAGGAAGAACUGCAAUCCGUUCACUCAGAAGCGCACUCCCUCCUCUUCGGUACAAACCAGAUCAACCGCCAGAAGCUGGACGCCAGUGGGGUAAGCUUUGUCCGCUUAGGGUGCGGUGGCGUUGGAGUCGAUCUGGACACGACCUGGAACGAACACCAUACGGCAGCAGCUGCACGGAUGGCCGCCGGUUGCGUUAUCGACCUGUCCUACAAGGCAGCCAAGGGUGAAAUCCGGAAUGGGUUCGCCGUAGUUCGUCCUCCGGGUCACCACGCGGAACCGAACGCCGCCAUGGGAUUCUGCUUCUUCAACUCGAUAGCCAUCGCGGCAAAACUGCUCCGACAGCGACUUCCAUCGGAGGUCCGACGAGUUCUGGUAGUGGACUGGGAUGUCCACCACGGCAACGGAACGCAGCAGGUGUUCUAUGACGAUCCGAGUGUGCUGUACCUGUCCAUCCAUCGGCAUGACGACGGAAACUUUUUCCCCGGAACCGGAGGUCCUACGGAGAGCGGAACUGGUCCCGGGUUGGGCUUCAAUGUGAACAUUGCCUGGUCCGGUGGGUUGAAUCCACCGCUGGGGGAUGCAGAAUACUUGGCCGCCUUCCGGACGGUCGUAAUGCCAAUCGCACGGGACUUCCAGCCGGACGUAGUACUGGUUUCGGCCGGAUUUGAUGCCGCAUUCGGACACCCGGCUCCCCUUGGAGGCUACAUGGUGUCGCCGGCUUGUUUUGGGUACCUGACGCGGGAGCUGAUGAAACUGGCCGAUGGGAAGGUGAUCCUGGCGCUGGAAGGCGGCUACGACCUGCCGGCCAUCUGCGAUUCCGCCCAAGAGUGCGUCCGGGCGCUGCUGGGUGACGAUCUGGCUCCGAUUGCCGGUACGGAACUUUCGCGACCACCGUGCCAGUCGGCCAUCGAGACGCUGCAGAAGACGAUCGCCAUCCAGAUGACGCACUGGCCGUGCGUGAAGCGACUGGCGCAUACGGUCAGCUUUUCGGCCAUGCAGGCUGUGAGCGGGGCGAAUGGCGCUGAUCGGGAAGAAUCCGACACGGUGACGGCGAUGGCCGGACUGUCGAUGCAACCGCCCAAUAGAACAUCGGACAUUUCCCGCGAGGACUCCGAAGAACCGAUGGAUCAGGACGAAUCGAAGUAAGUCCCGCACCGUUAUCAGGUUUAUCGAUCUUCGAGCAUUGUGGCCGUUGCUGACUCGUUGCCGCCCCUGGCUGAAUCACAGCGAUCGAAUCAAUCAGCCCUUUUUUUCCCGGGCGGAGUGGAGGUCGAGUGAGAGUGAAUGUGGAGGCGCGUUCGUUCUGUGUUCGAGCGUGAUGAGGAGGAGAAAUUUUUUUGGAACGGAGUUGCAGCUAGUUUUUUGGAUAAAGCCCGAAAGGAAGCGGGAAAAUGUUACCUCGAGGUGUGAAAAUGUUGGCGGGUUGGUUGGAGAAAAAUCUGAGAGCUUAGGACGAAACUAAAUUUACACGCAAAUUCGGUACAAGCAAAAGCUAGAUUAUAUUUUUGGGUCAGUUUUUUUCCCCGCAAGUAGAAAACCGGAAGAGCGGGGAUUUUGAGGUUUGGCGGAAACGAAUUUUAGAUGGAAGGUGCUUGAAUAGCUGAGGAAAGGUGGAAGGUAGUAGAAUCAAUCGAAUCAGGGAAAACUUCGCGGUCGAUUUUUCGGUGGAAACAAAUCGAAAAAUUAACAUAACAAUCGCGUCGUGACGGGACGACUUAUUUUCUCGGACGUUAUAGAACAGAUAGGCAAAAAAUCAUCGUACUUUACGUUAGUUGUUAUAUACGGCGGGAAUCGGGCCGUGGCGGAAGUGGCAGUAAAGGCGAUUGGCGAUGGGACUUUAUGAAGUUUGGGUAAUUUUGUGUAUUUUCGGAUGCUUUUCAGUUCAGCGUGCGUUUCGAUUUUGACAGCGUCAAAGUGCACUGAACGAAAUCGUUGCCUUGUUUUGUGCGGAAUAUGCAGACAAACAUUUUAAGUAGGGAUCUUUAAAGCCAUCGCCAGUCGGGUCAUAUUUGUUUUUUUGAGGUACAUAUAUAUAUAUCAACAUAUUGAAUGCACAUAAGCAGACGAAACUUGUAGGUGAUAAAUCGAAACAAAACUUAGUAAACUGUGGAUGUUUUACACACAAAGCAAGACUAUUUCCGUUUUUCGUUCAUCGUUCGUUGUUGGCUGUUGUUGACAAACAGAGUAGAUAUAUAACCAGAGAGCAAAACUGUACUGUAUCGCUAAAAUCACUCUAGAUGUGAAUGGAUGAUAAAAAAUUAAAAAAAAACUGUUCAAAAAAUCCACCAUUUUCGUAACUAAAAUUACUAUUGUAUAGAUAAAAAAACUUAACGGAGUCGAUGCUAAGCAAGAUAAGUACGUUUGUUUUACAAAAUGCAAGAAAGUGGUAAUUACAAAGUAAUUUUUAUAGAACGUGAUCCCGCCUGUCGGGUGGGCGAAAAUUUAUUUUAUACUUGUACUAAAAAAAACAGAAACUGGGAAUAAUUUUUGUGCAUCACUUUUGCAAACUUUUCCACUAUGAACAUAAACGAAAGUUACCCCGUUGGUGAGUAAUAGAUAUUCCUUCCACAACAAAAAUAACAAACAAGCAAACUAGGCUGAAUUAACACACUGCAGAAACAAGCCUAUACUGAACUCCUUAAUUGUACUAAAAACUAGACGUUUAAAAAAGAACGAAAUUAUUGCUCAACCUUUGAAGCACUUUGAACCCGAACAAAGUGUACCGCUUGGCCCGGCCGUUGUUCCAAACCAGGAAGUACAGUCAACUCUCGCUAACUCGAUAUUGAAGGGCCCAUCGAGUUGGGGAGGUAAAUUUUGGAAAUUUGUAUGGCAAAAGUGGUCGAAGUAGCCUGGAUUUGCCUGGAGUUAGGGAGAGUUCACUGUAGUACCGAAACAAUAAGCGCCCACACAGAUAUCGAAUCACACGCAUUCAUUUAAACCAAAUAAAAUAAAAUUGACUGCUGCCAUCAAACAAUAACCUUAAAAGAAACCUUUAAUCACAUUGAAAAAAAAAACGGAAAAUCAGAGCGAAACAACAAAUGAAGGCAAACAAGGCCAAGAAGAAGAAGAAGGAGCAGAGGGCGAGAAAAAGUAAAUAUUUAUAGUAAUUAUUGAAAGAAGAGCAUACAUUUUUAAAGCAGAAAAGUUUAUCUUUAAUAAGUGUUGAGUGACCUUAAUGUAUACCAACGAAGAAAACAAAACAAAAUAUAAAAAGGUAAGCAAAUUUAAUACAAAUCUUAUCCAAACAAAGCUUUCGACCCGUUUGAACGCUAAGAAGCUACACUUUUUCAAACUAAACGCUGCAUAUAUUUAUCAAAUAGCACACUCACAAACUUACAAACACGACCACACAUGCCAGUAGAAGGAGUAACCAAUACAAACAUUACCCUGAAGCACUUCUUUCUACACAUCCGCUUUUGAACGAACGCGAAGGUAUUUUACAUCAACUUUUUGACUGGUUCAACAGGUUUAUUUUUGUUGAUGGGGUUGUACUAAAAAACAACUAUAUUUGGACAGGUUCUCCGGCGUCGCCUUGGAUGACGUGAGAAACUUACACAUACAUAUAUGCAUACCCUAAUAUUUGUUUGAUUCCCUCAAGCGCGGAUCAAUUUGUACUAAAAAACGGACUAGUUUGUAGCUUGGAACAUUUUUCCCCGAAUUAAAGUGCUGGCCACUUUCGGUUUCGUUUCUUGAAAGGCGUAAACGCAAAUACACCCUUUUACCCGUUUCCAAUCCUACGGAUGUCGUUCUCUUUUUUUAAAUAAAUAUAUUGAUCUAGUGAUAGUAACCGUGGCAUCGAGAGAGAUUUGUACUAAAAAAAUAAAAACAGAAGCUUCUAUAAUAGGUGUGAGAUGUGAUAUUGUUUCUCAAGCAAGUGCAUUUUUUUGUCUCGUUUUAUCCUCCUCUUCUUCGGUUUCGGUAUAGACGCUUUGGUUUGUUUACACUAUAGGAAAACCUCUUCCUCUCCCCCAUUUGUGUGAGGGGUUUUUUUCAAGAACACAAACACACGAAUGACGACAGAUUUCGAACUCUUUCACAUUCACUAGACACACACAAACAAACAAACAAACAAAUACUGAAUGGAGAAAUAUUUGAUGAAAAUGAAAACGAAUCAAUACGCUUUUGUUGUACUAAACAAACAAGUAAGAGUUAAAUUUAAAGAAAGAAAAAAAAAACUAGGAAAAUGUAAACAAAUCACCUCAACAAAAAAAGGAAACUCAUAUUUAGCUGAAAGUGAAAAUAUAAACAAACAAAAUAAUAUGAAAAAAGAAACUGAGCCAACAUUAAAAUAAACAUUCCUCUUUUAAAGAAAGAAAAGUAAUUUAUAUUUAAAGAAAAAAAAAGGUGAAACGGAAACACGUUACAGAGCUAAGAUGGUACGAAAUGUUCGAUUUGUGUAAAAGAGAAACACAAAACAAAACAAAAACACACACACACACACACAUUUACGAAUGUCUAUACUUUUAGUUCUUUACUCGUCUGUGCAUAGGUUUAAGGGAGCCCCAUAGUGUGGGAGCUACGCGUUUGUAAAUAGUUUAGUUUAACGAACAAAACAAAUCGAACUGGUUUCCUUGUACUAAAAAAAGAGAAGAUUCUUUAACUAUCAUUAGCGGUUAUGUUAUCUAUAUGUAUGGUUAGUUUAAAAUGAAACUGUCCCCUGCCCCAUUUGCGGC
This is a messenger RNA of Ochlerotatus camptorhynchus, 7736 nucleotides long. RefSeq names its product histone deacetylase 4-like. Gene Ontology annotation, molecular function: histone deacetylase activity; transcription factor binding. The record is from RefSeq and is a predicted model, not a curated record. NCBI's taxonomy places the organism in Eukaryota, Metazoa, Arthropoda, Insecta, Diptera, Culicidae. The transcript has 13 exons. The coding region runs from base 814 to 4209 and encodes 1131 amino acids. Gene Ontology annotation, biological process: negative regulation of transcription by RNA polymerase II. Gene Ontology annotation, cellular component: histone deacetylase complex.